Molecule: messenger RNA, 2316 nt
Organism: Symbiodinium natans
Lineage: Eukaryota; Dinophyceae; Suessiales; Symbiodiniaceae
Source: the annotation of a GenBank genome assembly
AUGGUGGCGACAGAGGCAUCCCAGCCUUCAUUCCCGCGAGCUGGCACAGAGAUCAUCACCGAGGGUGAUAUGCUGGCAGCGCUUCCUGUGCCCCGCUGCUCCUCGGAAGUGAUCAAGCCCUCGGAGCUGUUCCUGGACUUGAUGAUGCUCGACCCGCUGAAGAAGGACUUGUCCCCCGCCGCGCGUGGCAAGAGUACCUCCUCGACCCUGCCGACACAGACGCAGCCGGUCCAGAGGCCCAGCAGCCGACCACAGCAGAAGACGGGGAGUCCAGCCAAGGUGGCUCGACCUGCGGCUGCGGUUCAGGACUCGAAGCCCAUAAUCGACUGGAGCCAGCCAGCGCAGCCUUGUCAGGCUCAGGCGCCGGCCCAGCCAGCACAUGCAGCCACGCUGCCGGCGUCUGCCUCUGCAGGGCCCUUGGGUCAGACGAUUCCGCCCCCGCCCUCUGGCUUUACGCCGGUGCCGAUGGAGAGCUACCAAUACGGCCAGCCCGUCAGCCGCUCGACCGCCCGAUCUUCAGGUCCGGUUUCUUCGAUGCCCAGGGAAGCCUCACCAACCAGCUCCCCAAGCAAGGUGUGUGCAGCCAGCUCCUACUCGCUGCAGCUUCCUCCCAAGGCCGCCCCGGCCCAGGUGCUUCACCCUGGCCUGCUGCAGCAGGCUUUUCCAGCCUCCGGCCACUGUAGCUCGUCCAUGCCACUCACUGCUUUUGCCUCCUCCUUGGCGGCAUCGGACCAACCGUGGUGCCCACAGCCGAACAUAAACGCAGGACGCAGCGUUGCAGUACCUAGCACUACGCCAAGGGUUCAGCCAUGCUGGCCGCCGACACCGGCCACCCUGCCCACGCAGUACCGCCAGAUUCCGAUGCCGCCUGGCGGACAAACUGGACCUCAGCUGAUUCAAGGUGCUCGAGCCUGGCCCCAGUCAGCCGCCUCGCCGCUGCAGGCGGCGCGCGGGCCGACUUCAGCGGUGGCGAUGCAGCCCCAACCUGCGUCGAAGUUUGCAGCCUCUGCAGCCCAAGCGGCCACGCCCAGCCCCUCGGCCCUGGCACCGACGGCGAACGCGCGUUCGCCGAUGAUGGCGCCCUUGGCAGCCCCGGCACCGGGCGCCCCAGCUUUUACACCCACUGGGGUCUCUGGAGGCUACCCAUGGCGGACAAUGCCUCAGCCCUAUGUCUACCAGGCCUAUCCUCGGCCCUGUGCUGCUCCUGCAGCCUCGAUGCCGCUCCAGCGAGCAUCGAUGCCGAUGCCGCAGCCACACUCGCAAGCCUACAGGCUGGGCGCACCCGCGCAGCCACAGCAAUCUCGGCCUUUGCUGGCGCAGGCACCCUACCAGCGGAUGGCGGUGCAGCCCAGUCGGCCAGGUCUUGGCGCUGCAGAGGUGGCGCAGAUGGCUGCGGCACGGAGCAUGUUCCUUAUUCGGCUUCUGCCAGAUGUGGUCUUCAACCAGCUUUCUGGUAAUGCAAUUUUCUGGUUUGUCCCGGUCCCGCCCAGUGGGCGACUACGCCGCCAAGGAGGUCCUGAAGCCAAGUGCUCCUUCGCAGUUAUCGGCCUUCUUGAUGCUUAUGCUUUGGCAUGUACCGAGGAGGAAGAUGACAUCCUGAUGGAUGCUUUCGUCCACCCACUCCUCGAGCGAUUCAGCGUGUGCAAGGACUUCUGGAGCAAGGCCCGGACAUGGACCCGCGAGGAUACCACACCUGCUCCUGGCGUUCUCUGCGUGCCGCUCCAAGCAUUCGCAGCUGCCAACCGACGGGUGCGUAUAGCAGUGCUCCCUUGGCAAGCCAUGGCCCUGCGCAUCCUUGCAGCCCUUCUCGCAUUUGUGGCCGCACGCGGCGAGGACAUCGAGGCUGCGAUGGCCGCAGACGACACCUGUGCCUCAGGCGGCGACUGCAGCCUGGAGCUCCACCAGCUGCGCGGCAUGAAGGUCGACUACCUGGAGGCUUUGGAGGAUGCCUCCAAUGAUGAGGAAGAUGAGGAGGAAGCCGUGUACGUGGAAGAGGAGGUGGAGGGCGGUAGCUGCACCAACGCCAACGACAUGAAGGUGUGGAAGCAUGGUGGAAGGAAGAGCUUCGACGCAUCCCUCAACCACUGUGGCCGCUCCUGCGCUGCCGGCUAUCCGUGCACCAAGGACUGCAUGCAGAAGAAGGGCUACUCGGCGGGCUGUGCAGGCUGCAUGGCCCAGUUGGUGGGCUGCUCGAGGGACCACUGCAUGAACCAAUGCAUUACCAACGACAAGGCACCCGCGUGCACGCACUGCGUCAAGUCCAGCUGCCGACCCAAGAUGAAGGCUUGCAGCGGGCUCAAUGCUGGCGGCCACUGA